AUAAGACUGCAUUCACUGAAACCAAAGCAACAGUCCAAGCAGCUUUCAGAAUGACAGUCUGCAGAAGUGAGCUGAGCGUGUGUGCGGUGCGGGGCUCAACUGCUUUCUGGGCUCCGACGCAGCUCUGUGGCUGAACUGGGUGCUCGCCACCAGAAAUGCUGGGCUAUGGAAUACAGAUGUGGCAGCUCAGGUAGCCCCACGUUGCCUGGAGGAAUACAUCAUGCUUUCCGAUAAGAAGAAAUUGUAGAAGCCAGUUCUUUUUUUUAACGCCCCCCCCCACCAAAAAAACUGUAAAGAUGCAAAAACGUAAUAUCCAUGAAGAUCCUAUUACCUAGGAAGAUUUUGAUGUUUUGCUGCGAAUGUGGUGUUGGAAUUUAUUUGUUCUUGGAGUGUUCUGCGUGGCUGGCAAAGAAUAAUGUUCCAAAAUCGGUCCAUCUCCCAAAGGGUCCAAUUUUUCUUCCUGGGUGUCAGCAAGCCCUGACUCACUACAGUGCAGCUGACAGGGGCUGUCAUGCAAGUGGCCCCCUAAGCCAAAGUGAAAGACCCAAGGACGACCUUUGAACAAUACAAAGGAUGGGUUUCAAUGUAAUUAGGCUACUGAGCGGAUCAGCUGUAGCACUGGUUAUAGCCCCCACUGUCUUACUGACAAUGCUUUCUUCUGCCGAACGAGGAUGCCCUAAGGGCUGUAGGUGUGAAGGCAAAAUGGUAUAUUGUGAAUCUCAGAAAUUACAGGAGAUACCCUCAAGUAUAUCUGCUGGUUGCUUAGGUUUGUCCCUUCGCUAUAACAGCCUUCAGAAACUUAAGUACAAUCAAUUUAAAGGGCUCAACCAGCUCACCUGGCUGUACCUUGACCAUAACCAUAUCAGCAAUAUUGAUGAGAAUGCUUUUAAUGGAAUACGCAGACUCAAAGAGUUGAUUCUGAGUUCCAACAGAAUCUCCUAUUUUCUCAACAAUACCUUCAGACCUGUGACAAAUUUACGGAACUUGGACCUGUCCUAUAAUCAGUUGCAUUCUCUGGGAUCUGAACAGUUUCGGGGCUUACGAAAGCUGCUGAGUUUACAUUUAAGGUCUAACUCCCUGAGAACCAUCCCUGUGCGAAUAUUUCAGGACUGCCGCAACCUGGAACUUUUGGACCUGGGAUAUAACCGGAUCCGAAGUUUAGCCAGGAAUGUCUUUGCUGGCAUGAUUAGACUCAAAGAACUUCACUUGGAGCACAAUCAAUUUUCUAAGCUCAACCUGGCUCUUUUUCCAAGGUUGGUGAGCCUUCAGAAUCUUUACUUGCAGUGGAAUAAAAUCAGUGUCAUAGGACAGACCAUGUCCUGGACCUGGAGCUCAUUACAAAGACUUGAUUUAUCAGGCAACGAGAUCGAAGCUUUUAGUGGACCUAGUGUUUUCCAGUGUGUCCCGAAUCUGCAGCGCCUCAACCUGGAUUCCAACAAGCUCACAUUUAUUGGUCAAGAGAUUCUGGAUUCUUGGAUAUCCCUCAAUGACAUCAGUCUUGCUGGGAAUAUAUGGGAAUGCAGCAGAAAUAUUUGUUCCCUGGUAAACUGGCUGAAAAGUUUUAAAGGUCUGAGGGAGAAUACAAUUAUCUGUGCCAGUCCCAAAGAGCUGCAAGGAGUGAAUGUGAUCGAUGCAGUGAAGAACUACAGCAUCUGUGGCAAAAGUACCACGGAGAGAUUUGAUUUGGCCAGGGCUCUCCCAAAGCCCACAUUCAAGCCCAAGCUCCCCAGGCCGAAGCAUGAGAGCAAACCCCCCCUACCCCCCACAGUGGGAGCCACGGAGCCCAGCCCUGAGACCGAUGUUGACACUGAGCAUAUCUCUUUCCACAAAAUCAUCGCAGGGAGCGUGGCCCUUUUCCUGUCCGUGCUCGUCAUCCUGCUUGUUAUCUACGUGUCAUGGAAGCGGUACCCUGCCAGCAUGAAGCAGCUGCAGCAGCGCUCCCUCAUGCGAAGGCACAGGAAAAAGAAAAGACAGUCCCUAAAGCAAAUGACUCCCAGCACCCAGGAAUUUUAUGUAGAUUAUAAACCCACCAACACGGAGACCAGCGAGAUGCUGCUGAAUGGGACGGGACCCUGCACCUUUAACAAAUCAGGCUCCAGGGAGUGUGAGAUACCUUUAUCAAUGAAUGUGUCAACCUUUCUGGCAUACGACCAGCCCACAAUAAGUUACUGUGGGGUGCAUCAUGAACUUCUCUCUCAUAAGUCCUUUGAAACGAAUGCACAGGAAGAUACGAUGGAAACACACCUAGAGACUGAGCUGGACCUGAGCACAAUCACAACAGCUGGCCGAAUCAGUGAUCAUAAACAGCAGCUGGCUUAACUGAGCUAAUCGGUAGCCAAGGGUUGCCUCCAAACUUUGUAACCUCAAGGACAAAAUGAGGAAGAUUUGUUCAUUGUGGACUCUAAAAACAAAACAAAAUAAAAAAUCCCCUGUCAAAAUAAACAAAAAUCCAAGAUUGAUUCAUGAAAUAAAGAAGACAUGAAUUGUUUCAAGUCUACACUUUGUAAUUAGCUAAGUUGUGCAGUAUUUUUUUUUGACUUAAACAGAGUCUGACCCUGAAAAAAAAAAUCUUUUUUUCCAAAACUCAUCCUACCUACUUGUAAAACUGUACAGAGCUAAUGUAUUUUUCAUAUUGUAAAAUCUCAAUUAUAGAAACAACUGGUAUGUACAGUACCAUAAUUUAAUUACAUUUUACUUUACAAACUUUACAUUUUUCAGUUUCUAAAAUUUUAAAUUAACAAAAAUUAUUUCUUGUGUUAUUCAGAGUUACUCAGUUUUGUAGGGACUGCUUUGUUACUGCUUUUGUGCCCAGAAACCUUGACUCUAAAAUUCUGUGCUGUGAGAAACAUGCACGAUUUUUAUCAUGCUUACUGCGUAGAAUUUUAUCUACUUGUUCCAGAAAUAAUACAUUAACCAAAAAGGGUUUAAUUGUUGAGACUUGUAAGAAGUUCUUCAAUUACAUAGACAGGCUUUUUUUAAAAUGAAAAAAAAAAAAAUCAAAGUUUUUUUUAACACUUCUUCAUAGACUUAACUGUUGCCUUGAAUUACAGCCUAGUUUCUAAGCAGUGAAAUGUAAUGAUAAAGAGGGAUAUUUUAACAAAAUAUUUCCGAAUGAAUGACUCAUUAUUUCAUUCUUUUGAGUAACCCAUUGUUAAGGGUGGGCGGGGGGAAGCAUGGACAAAACAUCACUGGAAACAAAGGCCGUAACCACAGCAACAGACUUUGAUACACUUAAAAGGUGCAGCUGCCAGUGACAAAAACUUGGUACAUGUCAUAAUUUUCAGGCCAAGGUGGGAGGAUAGAGCAUAAUUGUACAGUAGCAAUUUUUCUCCUAAUUAACUCAAAGUGGUUUACCUAAAAAUAACUAUCAGUCAGUGCAAAAUGUGCCUGGAUUUUAAGACAACUUCUCAUUUAGAAAUGCGAGGCUAUAUUUUGAGAGCAUUUCAAAUGGAAUAUACAAAUUUUUAUCUCUGUGUGCCACAUCAGUUCUCUCCUCAGGAAGAAGCAGUCAAUAUAGAAAUGAGCCCUGGUGGAGAGCUUUAUCAUUCAAGCAGACUGUAAACAUGCUAAUAUGUUCCAAAUUGUUUAUAUUGCCAUCCAUAAAUUAUCCAAAAAAUAACCCAGAGUAAUUUGAAACCACCCCAGGUUAUAUAUUGAUUAUACAAUUGCAUUAAAAAGUUAAUUCAAAUCAAAUUAUGAAUACCUACCUGACUUUUCAGAAGCUGAAAUAAUCAACUUGUUUCUUUUGUUUUCUUGACACGGGUUACUGUUUGAAAAUAUUACUAUUUUAUCUAUGGCAUUUGCACAUUCUGCUGUGUGUUUUUUAAUAUAAAACUACAAGUUUCGGUUGCUGUUGAACUAGAAAAAGUCCUUUUCUAUGUUGUCAUUUUAUAUUUAUGACAUCAAAAAGAGGUUCAGUAUAGUCAAUCUAACAUUAUGGGUCAAUCAAAAAUUAUGAUGAAAACAAAUUGUCAAAAUUAGUGUUGAAUGUUUAAUAUUUCUAUUUCUUCUCAAGAAAUUACAUCUACAAAAAGUCCAGUUUUAUCAUGGCAAAUUUAAGACUAGCAUCAAGAAGAAGGAACUUAAAAAAAAUAGAGAGAAAUUUUUGUUGAGAAUAUAGUCAGAAAGAAAAAAAAUGUUGAAAGAAGCAAACUCUUACUAAUUUAAAUGAAACUAAAUGUCACAUUAUUUGUAUCAACUAGCAUCUCAGAUUUUGUAACAUAUUUUGAUAAAUUAUUUGAUAUUCAAAAA
Molecule: messenger RNA, 4251 nt
Organism: Pteropus alecto (black flying fox)
Lineage: Eukaryota; Metazoa; Chordata; Mammalia; Chiroptera; Pteropodidae
Gene: LRRTM3
Product: leucine rich repeat transmembrane neuronal 3
Exons: 3
Coding region: 574-2319 (581 amino acids)
Molecular function (GO): protein binding
Source: RefSeq, a predicted model, not a curated record